CGCCGGAAGACGUCAUGUUCUUAUCAAUACGCGUUUUAAUAAGUUUCAUCGCGAUUUAUAAUUUUUGGGAACCAAUUCGUCGGAGAUAUCGAUACCUCUCGAACACCUAAUUCAAAUCAAUUUAAAAUUCAAUUUAAUUUCGAAUCCGUAAUUACACACGUGUGGAAUAAUUCAAUUGUUGGAUGUCGAUUUAUGUGCAAAAAUUCAUCGUGACGAGAAAUGUCAAUCGACACACGUUUUAUUCGUAUUUUUAUCAGGGAAACCGGUUUGUUGUGACGCGCGUUGCCAUAGUUAAAUUGAUCGUAGCGUUACAUUUCACUGCCGCUUCAAUAUUCUCGCCGCUAUUUUGCAUCGAAAGACUUGUGGGAUUCGUAAAAUUGACGAGCUGAGACAUUGAUAUAAUUUUUAAGCAAUUCGAUAAACAAUGGCAACAAUUUAGGUCAGAGUCUUUGGUGAGACAAUUCCAAAAUAAUUCAAUUAUCGAUCAAACGCGAUGACGUUGGCGCUGUCGAGGAUAGAUUACACGACAGUGGGAGUCACCUCACGUGGCACAACAAUUAUAUUUCCGCCUAACGAGGCGACGAGGCAACCGCAAAAGUUUGCCGUUGCCGAUCACGAUGGCGUGCUGCAUAUAUAUGGCAUGAAAAAAGGGGAGCUGCAAUUGUCGUUUAAAUCCCUGCCCGGUCCAAAAAUCGAGAAAAUGGUCCUUGGUGGCUCGAUAGGUAUGUUGAGGGAUAAGAUUUUCAUUGCGUACGGCAACUCCGUGAAGGGAUUCACGAGAAAGGGCAAGCUGUUCUUAGAGUUCGAUACCAGCCUAAUAGAUCCGAUUUCCGCGAUGUAUGUCCUUGGUCCUGAUCUCGCGGCAUGCGCCCGUGAUCUUUAUCAUCGAUACAGGGACUGCAAGGACGCCGACUCGUACCUGACUGGCGAAACUCUGCACGACGUCGUGCUCUUACCCGGAGAUGGCAACGUGGUGUACGCUAUUUUAGCCUGUGCUGAUUGCGCGGUGCGCGUUCUGCAUGGCACGAGAAGCCCAACAGUCCUAAGACUACCGAGUACUCCUACAGUGCUUUCCAUAUACAGAGAAGGAGAGAUCUACUCGAGAGAUCGCGUCUUGGUCGGUACCGCGGACGGCAGAGUUGGAUUGCUGAUCCUGCAGGGCAACAAAACGCUUCGAAUCACCUGGCUGCUAACUUCGACAGGCUCGGGAAUUACCUCGUUAGAUACUCAUCAGUUACAGGAUGGUAUAGACAUCCUCGUCGGUCGACAAGAUGGAGUCAUCGAGGUGUACACGUUUCCCGAUGAGGACGUAUCGUCCAUUCUGCGUUUUCAUUACAACGCCGGCGAGAGCAUCAGUACAGUCGUAGGUGGGAUAAUCGGCGUCGCCAAUUACCCGGAGGUUCUUGUCACGACUUAUUCAGGCAGAGUAUUCGGAUUGACUACCAGUCCUCCUGGUCUAUUGGAAGCGGGACAGAGCAACGUCGGACUGGCGCGGUUGAAACUAGAGAUACAGCAACUGCAGGAGAAGCUCAAUGAAGAGAAGGAAUCAGCCAAUUUUAUGCCGGACCCUCUGGCACCUUUGAUACUAGCAGUGAAUCAUAAAAUGGUGUUACACAAAGAAGAUGCCUCGUAUUCCCUGUCCGUGGAGCUGGACGCGUCAAUCGACAAUAUUCUAAUACAAUCUGACACGCCCAUCGACCUACUGGAGACGGAAAAUAAUAGCGCGGUGGUCAGCCUGUCCGCUUGCGAUCCUAGAGAGGGCAAUUUUGUCCUUGCUACCUAUCGAUGCCAAAUCAAUACAAAUCGUUUGGAAAUGCGACUGAGGUCCAUUGAGGGUCAACCGGGUACUUUGCAGGUCUACAUAACAUCUCAGGUACAGCCGAAACGCUGUCGUAAAAUCUCAGUUCCUAUUUACGCCUUAUCUCUACAUGUUAGACAACACGAGGAUGAUAAUAACACCGCGUCCAGCGGUCCGUUUAACGAAUUGAAACUAAAUGGCAAUUUCACUAUUGCCGAGAUGCACGCGUGGCUGUCUUUAGCAUUACCAGACGUGCCCGAGAGACCUCAUGUUAACGAGGGUGAAGCUAUUUUAAUAUACGUCUCAUCCUUCAUCGGAACGGUCCUCAAAUGCAAAUAUAAGAAAGGUAGCGCACUUUUUCUCGGCGAAAACAUAUCCAGUAUUAUAAUUCUCAGAGACAUCUUAACAAAGGAAGCGACAAAGCGAAAGAUAAAGCUAGACGUGUUCUGCGAGGUAGCGGAAGGUAGUAUAUCUAGAGUCUUGGAGUUAACUCUCCCGCGAUUGAAUGCAGCCUACGAUUUAAUUCAAAAAAUAAAAAUUCUGAACGCUCUUGAGGAGUGGGAGCUUCAGUCUAAUCCGAGAGAGAACUUGUGCACCGAGUAUCAAGAGUUGUUAGAAAAGGAGACGGAAAUCAGAUCGCUUAUGGCGAAGGACACUGAGAUCCUCAACAGACUGCACGCUGUCAUCACCGACUUAUACGUAGAUUGGGAACGAGCGAAGCGAUCUCGAAGGAUCAGUGGCCAGGAGGCUACAGCAAGGCUCAAAGAUGCCCUCGAAUCCAAGGACUUGGCUACCAUCUUGCAAAUUUUCAUCGGUAAAACUGACGUAAGCGGGCCAAGUCUGAUACCCGCUGCUAUUUAAACUUUUGGAAAUUACAAAUGAAAUGGACCAAUGUAUUUCUAUAAACAUGUUCAAGUAAAAAAUAUAUUUUUUAACGCUAAUUCACAAUAUGUAUAUAUAUAAACGGCUAAAACGUACAAUUACAUAAUUGUACAAUCCUAAUCUUAAAAAUGUACAUUUAUAGUUAGUAUUAAUUACAAAGUAUGAUUACGCAUACGUACAUACAUUUUUUUUCAUGAAUUUUGGGGUUGUUGCAAAACAGUCUAGUCUCUCUACUUGAUUUCACAAAUUAUUUACUUUUUUUAGAAACUGGAAAUAUUAUAUACUAUACAUUAUUUAUAGGCAGUGUAUUAACGCAAUUUACUUAUCAAAUCUUAAAUUGAUAAGUUGUCUCCGGUUUAAUUUCAAAUACACUGAUUUUUAAAUCUUAAAAUACUUACAAAAUUAUACAUAGGAAUUUUAUAAUCACUUUGAAUAUGCCCAAUCUAUUAAAAAUGUACUAAAAUUUCAUGAUUAAAAGUCGAAAGUCA
Molecule: messenger RNA, 3168 nt
Organism: Monomorium pharaonis (pharaoh ant)
Lineage: Eukaryota; Metazoa; Arthropoda; Insecta; Hymenoptera; Formicidae
Product: Bardet-Biedl syndrome 7 protein homolog
Exons: 13
Coding region: 494-2659 (721 amino acids)
Biological process (GO): cilium assembly; intracellular transport; intracellular protein localization
Cellular component (GO): neuron projection; ciliary basal body; axoneme
Molecular function (GO): protein binding
Source: RefSeq, a predicted model, not a curated record